Lytechinus variegatus (green sea urchin) is the source of this 1458-nucleotide messenger RNA. RefSeq names its product calcium-activated chloride channel regulator family member 3-like. NCBI's taxonomy places the organism in Eukaryota, Metazoa, Echinodermata, Echinoidea, Temnopleuroida, Toxopneustidae. The transcript is spliced from 5 exons. The record is from RefSeq and is a predicted model, not a curated record. Bases 196 to 1458 code for a protein of 420 amino acids.
AUAAUCAGUUUGAAAUGUGCUGUGAAAUAUGUAUUCGUGUUGAUGAAAGAAAUAGCAUUAGCUCGAAUCUCGUAAAUCUUCUUACUGGCUGCUUUUUGGUCUGAUACCAAAAAUAUUUGAAAACUGAUUAAAAACUUCACAUUAAAGAGCCAUUAAUAGUAUUUCUCUUGUUUUCCUUCGACAUCAGAAAAAGCUAUGCUGGUAUUUUUUCGCUAUACAUGGAUUCCGGCAUGGAUCUUGGUCUGCCAAAUUUUGAGCAGCGAGGCACAACAAGAUCGUAACAAAAUCAUUCUUGAAAAUGGAGCAUUUCAAAACAUUCUUAUCGCUAUACCCAAAGCGAUCGAAGAAGAUCCAAGAAUCAUUGAAAAUAUCAAGGACAUCUUCACAAAGGGGUCGUCCGUCUUAUUCUCUGCCACCAAUCGGAGAGUCUAUUUUGGAAGUAUAAAGAUUCUAGUCCCCCAUAGCUGGACCAGGCAGGUAGAAUAUGAGGUUGCCCAGCUGGAGGCCUAUGAGAAUGCUAACGUUAUCGUUACAGAUCAACAGUCUAAUCAUCGUCCUCGCGUUGAGAACCCAUACUAUUGUGGCGAUGAAGGACUAUAUAUCCAACUGUCCAAGACAUUCCUGAUCGACCCUGAACUGCGUCAAAAUCAAUUUGGAGAUUCUGGUAAGGUGAUUGCUCGUCAGUUUGCCAAACUCCGCUGGGGUGUUUUCGAUGAAGAUUACGUACCAGGAACUGGUGCUGACCCUUACUACCCAUCAAACGCUGUAACGGCUACUAAUGGAUUUGAAGGAACAAGAUGCUCUUCAGAAGUUCGUGGAGAUCUUCUUGAUGAGAAUACUGGAUCACCAUGUCAGACCGAUGGUAAAGGGAACUUACCCGACUCUUGUAGAUUCGUACCUAGCAAUGUCGGGCAAUCAGCUCGGGCAUCGUUGAUGUUCGCAUCUAAUAUCCACUCGAUUGACACGUUCUGCGACAGAAAUGCAGACGAGGGCAGGAAGCAUAAUGAAAUGGCUCCCAAUCUGCAGAAUCUGAACUGCGAUCAUCAGAGCGUUUGGGAAGUGAUGAGAAAAUCGAAAGACUUCAGGUUUGGAAACAGCCCUCCCUUGCCAGAGGAUACAGACACUUCACCAAACUUUAUUGUGGUUCAACCAGAGGGAACUCUUAGGAUUGUUCUUGUUUUAGAUACCAGUGGAACUAUGGAUGGGGAGCGUUUUGAGAAGAUGAUCAAAGGGGCCUUAAACUUCAUCCAGAGUGUAGUGCCUGAUGAUAAUUACGUGGGCAUCGUCGAGUUCAAUAACACAUCCAGAAUUAAUUCUUACAUGGUUCAAUUAACCAGUGAUUCAUCAAGGUCUGAAUUACAAUUACGGCUACCUGGGUCUGCCAAUGGCAAUACGUGUAUUGGAUGCGGAAUUAGCGACGGUAUUCAGGUGUGCAUCUUUCGCCUGUCUUUGAUAUAA